This is a messenger RNA of Tarenaya hassleriana, 754 nucleotides long. Its product is annotated as stress-response A/B barrel domain-containing protein At5g22580-like. The transcript has 2 exons. Lineage: Eukaryota; Viridiplantae; Streptophyta; Magnoliopsida; Brassicales; Cleomaceae. The record is from RefSeq and is a predicted model, not a curated record. The coding region runs from base 123 to 449 and encodes 108 amino acids.
AAAAAAGCACCGUUCACACAGAUAUUCACUUCCACCAUUAUAAAAUGACAUACAAUGUUGUUGGGUUUUCCAAUAUAUAUAUAUAUAUAUAUGUAUAUGUGUAGAUUGUGAAGGUUAUAGAAAUGGCGACUUUAGGGUUUAAGCAUUUGGUGGUUGUGAAGUUCAAGGAAGAAGCUAGGGUGGAUGAGAUCUUGAAGGGCUUAGAGAAGCUUGUUUCUGAAAUUGAUGAUGUCAAAUCUUUUGAAUGGGGAGAAGACAUAGAGAGCCAUGAGAUGCUGAGACAAGGUUUCACUCAUGCGUUCUCAAUGACCUUUGAGAACAAAGAAGCCUACGUUUCCUUCACAAGCCACCCUCUUCAUGUCGACUUCUCCGCCGCCUUUACUGCAGCCAUUGAUAAGAUCGUCCUCCUGGAUUUCCCCGUUGUCAUGGUGAAGCCAUCAUCAUCCUGAUCAUCGUCAUCAUCAAACACAUCAUAUAUAUGUCUCUUUCUAUAUAUGUAUUGAGCACACGCUAUACAUCAUGACCUACUUAAUUAGAGUUUGGAGUUUGCUGGGUUUAUGUAACCGGUUCGGUAUGGUUUGGUUUCCCAAUUAUAACAAGAACCGGUUUAGUUUGGGGUGUGGUUGUGGUUAUUUGAUUAGCAGUGAAAAUGUAAAAGAAGUGUUUUUGUGGUUUGACCGUUUGGGGCUCAUUGAUUACUUGUAUGAAUGUGUACCCUCUUUAGUUAAAUGAAAAUCUACGGUAGAUUUAUCUU